Molecule: messenger RNA, 1690 nt
Organism: Oncorhynchus gorbuscha (pink salmon)
Lineage: Eukaryota; Metazoa; Chordata; Actinopteri; Salmoniformes; Salmonidae
Product: TOG array regulator of axonemal microtubules protein 2-like
Exons: 10
Coding region: 299-1483 (394 amino acids)
Biological process (GO): microtubule cytoskeleton organization
Cellular component (GO): cilium; cytoplasmic microtubule
Molecular function (GO): microtubule binding
Source: RefSeq, a predicted model, not a curated record
AAAGCUCUGUCAAGGACCUACAUGAAGAGUGCCAUCACUCAGAGAGACACUUUGACCUGUCCAGCUCUCUCAUCGGACUCAUAGACGGCAGCUUUGUGAUGGGUAACCUGCUGUUCCUGGCUGUGAUCAGCCAUUUUGGGGCGAAGCUGCACCGGCCCAGGCUCAUUGCUAUUGGCUGUUUCCUCAUGGCUGUAGGAUCCUUCCUCACAGGCCUGCCACACUUCUUCCUGGAACGGGCUAUCAGGAGAGCUACCCAAUCCCAGAGGGCCACUUCAUCAGUGAUGCCAGACUUCUGCAGAUGCAGAGAGCUGAGAGAGAGGCCAUGGAAGCAAAGCAAAGAAAGAUAAGUGCUAUCCAUGAGAAUUAUGUCCGGACUGCUCUCAUCGGGGUUGGCAGCACCUUCGCGCACCACUUCGUCCCCUCUAUUCAGUGCAUUCCGCGGCCGAAAGCUCCACCGAGGCCUUUGCCACGAAGGCUUGAACACAUAGCUCUGGCCCCACUGAAGAACGUGGUGGGGGUGGACGGAGCCCAAGGUCGACCCGGAUCUCACUCUCUGGAGUCCAUCCAGGUAAAUAAAUCAUUCAGCAGCAGUAGCGUGUGGCCUGUUCCCGUCCCUCCCACUGGAGCUCCCUCCAAGAGGGGCAAGAAGAAGGAGGGCAGGCGGGGAGUCAAAGCCCUGAAAGUCCAGUCGGACCAGGGCUGUGCAGACAACAACGGACCCAUUGACCUGAUGGAGGAGGUGAGGGACAUCGAGGCUCACCUGAAGGAGGAGGCCUGGAAGGUGGUACAUGAGGUGAAGGCCAUGGGCAGAAGAAGUUUGGGCUCGGACAUGUCCAUGGGGGAAAUAGUCACCAGCUCUCUGGGAAGCCUGAGCUCAGUGGAUAUGAACACCCCUGCCGAGCUCCGUGACUACUUGGAUGUUGGGACCCCGGUAAAGGCGCGUGACAGCCCACCCAGGCCUGCUCCCCCACCUACCAAGCCCAGGAGCAAACAGCCUCGGCCUAUAAGGUUCCUUAGCCUGGCAAAGGCUGCCACCGGCUCAGACAAGAAGGCAGCCAGUGAGCCAAAGAGCCAAAUUAGGAACCAGGCCAGAUUGCAGCCCCUGUCCAACCCAGAGCAGGACCUGACUAAGACCUUCAAGCUGCUCCACUCUGCCUCUGAUGACUGGGAGAAGAAGAUCGAGGGCUUGACCUCUCUCCGUGUUAUGGCUCAGAACCACAUGGACAUACUGAUGCCUAAACUCCAUGAUAUCUGCCUUGCCAUUAUAAAUGAGGUGAAGAACCUGCGCUCUGCAGUGUCCUGUGCUGCCAUGGCCACACUGGGUGACAUGUACGUACACCUCCAGAGGGCCAUGGACAGUGAGGUGGAGGGACGGCACGCGUGCUGCUCCACAAAGCCAGCGAGGCCAACACCUUCAUCCGGCACGGCGCCAACUUUGCCCUGGGUCACAUGGUGCAGAGCUGCACCCCUACCCGUGUCAUGAAUGCCCUGCUGGUCGGUGGGCUGAGCCACCGUAACGCUGCUGUGAGGAGCUGCACUGCUCAGCACCUGGAGAGACUGGCUGAGGUCAUGGGGACGACUCGUCUCCUGUCGGGGAAGAAAGGCCUCACUGACCGUUUCUUGAUUGCCGUCAGUAAAUUGGCUGUGGACCCUGCACAGGAAGUCAGGCAUCAUGGUCGCAAUAUCUUGA